AUCUAUGCUAUUCUUUUCUAUCCAAGCACUGCGCAUGCUCAGCUCAUUGCUGGGGAAGAAAGGGGAACAUGUCUCUGACGAGCUUUUUACCGGCGCCGACCCAGCUUUCUCAGGACCAGCUGGAGGCAGAGGAGAAGCUUCGGGCCCAGAAGUCCUAUUCCACCGCCCUGGUGUCGUCCCGCAAGGAGCCCCCUCCUUAUGAACACAGAAAAGGCUGGGUGCCUCGCUCCCUUGAGGACUUUGGAGAUGGGGGAGCUUUUCCAGAGAUCCAUGUUGCCCAGUUUCCUCUGGAGAUGGGCAGGAAGAAGAAGACAUCCAAUGCCCUGGCUGUACAGGUGGAUGCAGAAGGAAAGAUCAAAUAUGACUCCAUUGCCAGACAAGGACAGGGCAAAGAUAAGGUGAUCUUCAGUAAGUACACAGACCUUCUACCAAAGGAAGUUCUUAAUGAAGACACUCCAGAACUACAGAAGCCUGAUGAGGAGGCUAUAAAAGAGCUGACGGAGAAGACCCGCAGUGCCCUGGACAAGCAGGUGUCUCAAAAGAUUGCUGCUGCCAUGCCUGUAAGAGCUGCAGACAAACAAGCUCCUGCCCAGUACAUCAGAUACACCCCAUCACAGCAGGGAGUGGCUUUCAACUCAGGGGCCAAACAGAGGGUGAUCCGCAUGGUGGAAAUGCAGAAAGAUCCGAUGGAACCUCCACGUUUUAAGAUCAACAAGAAGAUUCCUCGAGGACCUCCUUCUCCCCCCGCCCCUGUCCUGCAUUCCCCAAGCAGAAAGAUGACAGUCAAGGAGCAGCAGGAAUGGAAGAUUCCUCCAUGCAUCUCCAACUGGAAAAACGCCAAGGGCUACACCAUUCCUCUUGACAAACGUCUGGCUGCUGAUGGUAGAGGGCUGCAAACCGUUCACAUCAAUGAAAACUUUGCUAAGCUGGCCGAGGCGCUCUACAUCGCCGACAGAAAGGCCAGAGAGGCAGUGGAGAUGAGAGCCCAGGUAGAGAAGAAGAUGGCCCAGAAAGAGAAGGAAAAGAAGGAGGAAAAACUGAGGGAGCUGGCACAAAUGGCCAGAGACCGCAGGGCAGGGAUCAAAAGUCAUGGGGACAAAGCAGCAGGUGGCGAGGACAGCGAGGUCAGGGACCGUGACGAGAUCCGCCAUGACAGAAGGAAAGAGAGACAGCACGACAGGAACAUUUCCAGGGCUGCUCCUGAUAAGAGGUCGAAGCUGCAGAGAGACCAAGACAGGGACAUCAGCGAGCUCAUCGCUCUGGGCGUUCCCAACCCACGUUCUGCCAGUGAGGCCCAGUACGACCAGCGGCUCUUUAACCAGAGCAAGGGUAUGGAUAGUGGUUUUGCCGGUGGUGAAGAUGAGACCUACAACGUGUACGACCAGCCGUUCCGUGGCAGCAGAGACAUGGCCUCUAACAUCUACCGGCCCAGCAAGAAUAUAGACAAGGACGCCUACACGGAUGACUUUGACACACUCAUGCACAACAACAGGUUUGUUCCAGACAAAGAGUUCUCAGGUGCCGACCACGGGCAGAGGCGGGAAGGGCCAGUCCAGUUUGAGGAGGAUCCAUUCGGUCUGGACAAGUUCUUGGAGGAGGCCAAGCAGCACGGCGGCUCCAAGAGACCGUCUACCAGCAGCCGCUCAAAGGACGACUACCACGACAAGAAACGCAGGAAGGAGUGAGAGUCCAUGGAUGGUGGCUGCUAGCAUGUUGGGAGGAUGGGGAGGUAGUCUGCCCCCUCUCAAAGGCUGAGAGAUGUUUUAAUAUCUCUAUCUGUGAUUUUCUAUCUGGAAUGAUCCGUCACAUUUUAGCUUACUUUCAGCGUGAGAGAAAGUAAAAGAUUUAUUCUUAAUAAGACAUGAGUAAACACAUUAUAUAUAUAGUGCAAGUGGAGCUAAAGUGAUAGCUGUUGUACGUGUAAGAUCAGCCUCUGCAUCUGAAAACGUUUCUCUGUCCACUUCAGCAAAGUCAUUUCAGAUGUGGGCAGGAUAUUUUGGCUUUAGGAUAUAUUUAGUUUUUUUUUUUUUACAAUAAUACAGAGUAAACCCAAUUGAAACUCAAAAGGACCUGUUCAUAUUUUUUAUUUUUUUUUCCUCAUUUAUCCUCAACCAUCCCCCCUUUGGGUUUUUGUCUACUGUGUUUAUUUAAACCUCCGGUGUAUUUGUGAGCCCAGUUAAAGCUCCUAUUGGAUGGUAUAAAUGUACAGCAGUAUAAACUUAUCUGUAGGAUGUAAUGCAAACUGGCUUUAUAAUUCUUGUACAUUACUUCUAAUGGAAUAAAUUUCAUACCGUGUGCAA
Anoplopoma fimbria (sablefish) is the source of this 2300-nucleotide messenger RNA. RefSeq names its product SNW domain containing 1 (gene snw1). Gene Ontology annotation, cellular component: spliceosomal complex. The coding region runs from base 69 to 1685 and encodes 538 amino acids. The record is from RefSeq and is a predicted model, not a curated record. Lineage: Eukaryota; Metazoa; Chordata; Actinopteri; Perciformes; Anoplopomatidae. Gene Ontology annotation, biological process: mRNA splicing, via spliceosome. The transcript has 14 exons.